Chaetomium globosum CBS 148.51 is the source of this 954-nucleotide messenger RNA. RefSeq lists its product as uncharacterized. The coding region runs from base 1 to 954 and encodes 317 amino acids. The transcript has a single exon. NCBI's taxonomy places the organism in Eukaryota, Fungi, Ascomycota, Sordariomycetes, Sordariales, Chaetomiaceae. The record is from RefSeq and is a predicted model, not a curated record.
AUGGCACCCAUGGGCCUACUUCAACUGCCCUCCGAGAUUUUGUUGCACAUCCUAAACCAUGUUGGCGCGAGCUUUUUCCAUCAGGACCCCAGCAGGUUACGCGUUUCUAAGCGUUGGUACAGCUUAGCAUGGCUGAUUCUAGCCCAGGAUCCCCAUUUGAGUCUCCAGACACUGCCACGACUUCUCGCAAACGAGGAGACCUUUGGGCGAAUCCAGCCGCAUGUUGGCUCCGUGAACCUGGUGCUACACUUCCCCGACAAAACUGUUCGGGACUGUGCCAACGUCGACGACAAACGUGUUGUCGAAGCCAACUCCCACUUGGAUCAGCUGGCCGUAUUGCUGCGUCACUGCCCACAGCUAAAGGCGCUAUCCCUGGUUGCACAGGUCGACUUCUUCGGCCUCUCAACAGGGUCCAUUGGCAGCCUCCUUUCCGCCUCCCCCCUCACCUCUUUGCACAUCGACAUCCCCAUUCGCCUGGCCCUAUGGAGAGGCCGGCCGGGAUACAAUGACCACACCGCACACCUCUGCUGUUGCAUCAACGCCCUUCUUCCGUCCCUACGGCGCCUCAGAUGUCGGAUGCAUCUGAUAUGCGGCCGCCUCUUGGAGCCACUGCCAGACGACGCCAACGGGCCGCUGAAACUCGAGGAGCUCAUCAUCAACUUUACGCAGUCACCGUUUACUGGCCCAGGCCGGCGGGAUCCAAGAUCUUGUGACUCCAUACUGGCCCCGUUUCGACCCACACAACAGGUUAUCGAAGCUCAGGCGGAGGCAUUAGCCGCGCGACUACCCAACGCUAGGAUGGUAAGGGUGAUUGGGUAUGGGCCUCGAAAGUUGCGAGGGAUUUACGCCUAUAAUGCGAUCACUAAGCGUCGGGAGAUGUUGAACUUUUACACGGAAUGGGAUGCGUCUGGAACGGUACUUGCGGAUGAGAAUGGAGGGAGCAUUGAGGGGUAG